Messenger RNA from Phytophthora nicotianae INRA-310, 473 nucleotides. RefSeq lists its product as hypothetical. The coding region runs from base 116 to 445 and encodes 109 amino acids. The transcript has a single exon. NCBI's taxonomy places the organism in Eukaryota, Oomycota, Peronosporomycetes, Peronosporales, Peronosporaceae. The record is from RefSeq and is a predicted model, not a curated record.
ACAAAUUCCGGAUGGGGGGAAUCAAGUGGAGACUCUCCUGCAGCUGACGAGCAUCUCCAGGGCCAGGGAAGUUCCGAGAUGGUGGCAAUGAACAUGGCCAACGUGGAGCCAGGUGAUGGCCAUGAUAAAGACAGUGCUGGUGGUUAAAAUAGCGUUAAUAACAUUAUGGCCGAGCGGACAACUCCACUCGGUUUCCUCUCUUUUUCUAUCAUACACGCCUGAGCGUGGUAAAGUGCCUACGUCUUCGUGCCGUGCGAGGACGCCGUGGCCAGCAGCUCAGACCAUUCUGGCCAGCUUAUAUCAUCUCGUCACCCCCCUCCGAAGCUACCUGCGCUCCAUCCUUCUCUCAGAAUGGAUCGUGAAGCGCUGCGGCGGACGUGUCGCCGCUGCGCGUAUAGCCAGCAUCUCCUCCGAAACUAAAGAAGGAGACUGCGCAGCCAGGUAGUGAGGGGCGUGGCUUCACGCGGCCUGGC